Habropoda laboriosa is the source of this 2045-nucleotide messenger RNA. RefSeq lists its product as uncharacterized. Lineage: Eukaryota; Metazoa; Arthropoda; Insecta; Hymenoptera; Apidae. The record is from RefSeq and is a predicted model, not a curated record. The transcript has 8 exons. The coding region runs from base 901 to 1845 and encodes 314 amino acids.
GUACGUUUCAGUUCUGUAUCGUUAAACAUUAGAUACCGAGUAAGACGGUAAACUUGUGACUCGAUCGAUAAAAAUUAUCAAAUAGUUGAAAGUUCGUUUACCACAUGGCAUCUAUCCAUUGUAGAUCUCUGUUCUAUUAUUAAGAACAAGAUAUACCUCGUGUACCACUAAAGGUGACUAUAGUAUAAAUAUUCCGAUCGUGAUUAUAGCGUAACGAUAUUCCACUAAUAGUAGUGCAACUCGUGGUGAUGCGUCGUUCUAUAAAAUUCGUUCGUGAAAGUUUUCGGCGCUCGAAGACCGGCCACCAGUUCAUCUGAAUGUGACCACUUUCCACGACUAAUAUCACGGUAGCGAUUGUGUAAUUAUUGGUGUUCAAGACGUCGAUUGAGGACAGUGUUUAUUUCACAAAAAUUCGCGCAUCGGUGAAAUGUAUAUCGAGGCUUCACAGCCGUUGCCGAAGUAGCGCGUAAAACGGAUAGUCGAGAGUUCAAAAGUGAACGGCGAGUGAGACAAUUUGUGUACGAACAUUUUCUUCCGUCUUGGAAGGAGCAGAAGUGUAAUUGUAAUGCAGUUGAUUGUGGGAUGCCGUAAUUGCAUGGGAUAUCGGUGUAAUCACAACCGAAUUGUGGCUUCGCACGUGACAGAUAGUACAACGUUUAUUCUUCGAGUUUUGCCAUCUGCCCCUGUUUCCUGGUCUCUCUCCUAAAUGCAUAACGAUUCUUCGCCAAACGAUUGCAAAUAGGGAAAAAGUGGAACAUUCUACUUUCACGUUCGACGAAGGUUCGAUUCGUGAUUAACGUUCGAAGUGAUAAUAGCUGAGACAAAGAAGUGUAUACAUAAACGCAGGAAAGUUCUUGAAGUUCGAAACGUGAAUCUGGGAUACAGAAAACGAGAAAAAAGAUGCUUCGGUUGCCGGUGAUCGUUGUUUUGACGGUUUCGAUAUUCGCUGGCAGAGUGUGUCCAGCACAACAGAAAGAAGAACAUGAAAAAAACAAAGUGGAUGCAGUGGGAAGCCUGCAGAACACGACUAAUAUUUUAAGUAAUAGUAGUAGCGAAGCAGUCGAUCCUUCGAUAAAGGCGAGGGAACAUAAUAUAAAGGAUGAAGAAAACGAAAUCAAAAUCUCCACGACGUUGAAAAGUCCAACAAAGGUGAAUGCAACUCCAUCGCCGGUGAGCGUGCAAGAAAUAGCUGAAAAUGAGAAGCAAAAUUGUACCUCUACGAAGGAACCGAUCGACAUGCUUAAAUGUCACGUGACGCCAUCCGACGACGAUGAAAUAAUAGAGCAAAAUUCAUCAUCAAACACAACAGAAUCUACUACGGUAGCUACGACUUUUACGAGCAAUAAGACAGAAGUGAUCCCGGAAUCUCAGGUCCCGGAAACUACUAAUAAGGACAAAGAAAAUGCCGGGAAGAAGGAUAUGGAAACUGUUGUGAAUAACGCAGUGUCCACGGAUCAAGUGACUUACGACGUUGUACCCACAGAGGAAGAUAAUUCUUUGCAUACUAAUAAUUCAAAUGCUUCAAGUACGGAUUCAAAGCAUACUAAUUCCAGCGACGUAUUGAUUGGCCCUGCACCACCAUUGCUAGUAAAUAAGGCUAACGCAAAUACAGAGUCUGAAAGUAUAGUUGAGGCGAUAAAAUCUCCCGAUCAAGUUAAUAAAAAGCGCAUGCCUUCAGGGAUUAUAGCGCUAGUUACUGCGAUAAGUUUUGCCGUAGCAGUUGCGUUGGUAUAUGUUGGAAUGAUUAUGUGGAGACGAUAUAUGGAGUACAGAUACGGACAUCGAGAAUUACUUGUUAACGAGCUAGAGUUUGAUACUAAUGAUUUGCGGCAUUUUGAGCUGUGAUUCCAAACAACAACAACAACAAUAACUUGCUGAGAAAAGUGAAUGAUUCACAGCUGAGGCUGAUACUAUGUAACUAUUAAAGAUUCAUUGAUCUGUGAUACUAAGGACAUGCGUUGCGUCUGACAGUCAAGACACCAAAUAUAUUUGGAUAAUAUUAUACAUUUCUUAUAAUGUAAUUGUUUUAUAUACAAUAUGUAUAC